CUUUCAGUCAUUUGUUUACGACUUCGCUAUUGGUUUGCGUUUUGUUGAAAGUUUUUAAACAUUCAUUAGUUUUAAUCAUUUUAUUAAUUCAUUUCACAUUUAAUUCAAACCUAAUUGUCAGCACAUUGUCCACCAAACGGAUCCCAAUGUCUGUCACACUUCACACCGAUUUGGGAGACAUUAAGUUAGAGUUAUUCUGCGAGAAGUGUCCGAAGAGUUGCGAAAACUUCCUGGCCUUAUGUGCGUCCGACUACUACAAGGGAUGUCUCAUUCACCGCAAUAUCAAAGGCUUUAUGGUUCAGACGGGAGACCCCACGGGCACCGGGAAGGGCGGCGCCUCCAUAUGGGGCGACAAGUUUGACGACGAGAUCCACUCAGACCUCAGACAUACCGACAGAGGCCUCGUCUCGAUGGCCAACAACGGGCCCAACACUAAUGGAUCCCAAUUCUUCAUCACAUACUCCAAGCAAACACAUCUGGACCUCAAGUACACUAUCUUCGGAAAAGUCAUCGAUGGUAUGGACACAUUGGAUGAGUUGGAGAAACUGGCGGUCAAUCCGAAGAACUUUAGGCCACUUAAUGACACCCGUCUUAAUGAUGUGACCAUUCACGCCAACCCUAUCGCCAAAUAGGUGUCACUUUCCCGACAACAUAGCCAUCAAUCAAUGAAUCAUAUAUUUUCUUAAUUUAUUAUACGAUUUGUGACAAAAAUAAACACAUAUUUAAAACAUUGGA
Messenger RNA from Oppiella nova, 735 nucleotides. NCBI's taxonomy places the organism in Eukaryota, Metazoa, Arthropoda, Arachnida, Sarcoptiformes, Oppiidae. The record is from the annotation of a GenBank genome assembly.